ACAAAAAUAGAGUUGAGUAAAAGUUAGUCCACCACCUUCACUGUGACACAUUCCACUCACCAACCACUCCUCUCUGCUUCUCUGCCCCUUGGUCUCUUUACAGAGAGUAGUGCUAAUCAAAGCCAAAUACUAGUUCAUGCCUGCACAAAGAGGGUGAGAGAUGACUGGUAGUAGCAGUGAUUCAAAGGUAGAGAUAAUUUCUAGGUUAGCUCAAUGGAGAAUUGAGAGCUUUGGUCCUUGUUCUUAUCGACGAUCCGAUUCUUUCAAACUUGGAAUUUGGAACUGGCACAUAUCAAUUGAGAAGAAUCGGUAUCUAUAUGUUCGUCUAUUUCCUGAACCGUCUCGAGUCUCCAAAGAACAACCACCUCUUGCUAGAUUCGUCCUACGAGUCUCAAGUUGUGGUCCUAAUAGACGACCUUACAUUUCUCCCAUUCACGAGAGACUGCUCCGGACCAGUGAAGACUUUGUUUGGCCGGUUGAUUCCACAUUUUUGGGCCGUAUAGUCAUUGAUGUUGAAUUUCUGGACCUGAAAAUCUGUCAACUUAAUGGUGGUGAUCCCAUUUCGAUAUGGCCUGGCGAUGGAGCAACACAAUCUCUUGCAACACAGCGGACACUCUGCUGUCUCUCCCGAAUGCUCAAUGAGGAAAUACUCACCGAUGUCACUAUUAACACGUCGGGUGGCACACUAAGAGCACACAAGGCAAUUCUAUCUGCAUCUUCUCCAGUAUUUCAGAGUAUGUUUUUACAUGAUCUAAAAGAGAAAGAGUCUUCCAUGGUUGAUAUAGAGGACAUAUCUGUAGAAUCUUGUAUGGCCUUGCUCAGUUACUUGUACGGUACCAUAAAACAAGAUGACUUUUGGAGGCACAGAUUGGCACUACUUGGAGCUGCACACAAGUAUGACAUUCUGGACCUUAAAGAUGCAUGUGAGGAAAGUCUGUUGGAGGAUAUUAAUUCAGGAAAUGUCCUUGAGAGGCUUCAAGAGGCCUGGCUGUAUCAGCUUGACAAGCUUAAGAAAGGGUGUCUGAUGUACUUGUUUGAUUUUGGAAAAAUAUAUGAUGUGAAAGAUGAAAUCGAUGCUUUCUUCAGGAAUGCAGACAGGGAAUUGAUGGUGGAGUUAUUUCAUGAAUUGCUCACCGUGUGGAAACCAGCAUGAACUCUUCUUCUCUUUUGGACUAUAAGGAACUUCUUCUAUAGAUCGUCUAUAUGUACAUAAAAACAGGUAUUUGUAUUGUUAAGUGUUUGUAAUAGUAUGUCAAACUUAAAGUCGUUGAAACUCCUAUCUACGACAUUAUGUAAUUUACCCAUAAGAACAGGUAUUUGUAGUUUACUGGUCUUCCAUAAAGAAUAAUAUUGCCUCUAUCAGUUGUUCCAUCUAGAUUUCGAUGAGGCGUGAUAUUUCGGUCUGGUCUUUCA
Messenger RNA from Papaver somniferum (opium poppy), 1413 nucleotides. Its product is annotated as BTB/POZ domain-containing protein At1g21780-like. The record is from RefSeq and is a predicted model, not a curated record. Bases 161 to 1153 code for a protein of 330 amino acids. Gene Ontology annotation, molecular function: protein binding. NCBI's taxonomy places the organism in Eukaryota, Viridiplantae, Streptophyta, Magnoliopsida, Ranunculales, Papaveraceae. The transcript has 4 exons.